Molecule: messenger RNA, 1057 nt
Organism: Brassica napus (rape)
Lineage: Eukaryota; Viridiplantae; Streptophyta; Magnoliopsida; Brassicales; Brassicaceae
Product: cellulose synthase A catalytic subunit 4 [UDP-forming]-like
Exons: 3
Coding region: 597-989 (130 amino acids)
Source: RefSeq, a predicted model, not a curated record
CCAAGUGUGGAAGAGGACCGGUCUGUAUCCCAAGCGUUUCAACACCAGAGUCCAUAGCUGCUCACUGAAGUCACAGUGCAAAAAGAUAUGAUCACGUGUUUCUGGGUAGUUACUGCAGAGACAACAGGAAGUAUCAAUCUGAUGGCCCCAAGAGGCUAUUCGAGUUCUUGUAGGUAGGCGGUCCAGCUGAGCAAUCCACAUUAUGAAGGCAUGACUCGGAGUGUGACCACGAAACCAAGAUGUAGUAUGGUUUAGUCAGCAAGACUUGAGCUAGAAACAUAAUAACUUGAAAGCUAAGCUAAGUUAUACAAACUCUAAAGAAUUAAGAGGAAGAAGUUGGAAGCACUCAAACAAAAAAUAUAUAUAUAUAAAAUAAACUCUAACUAAACUGAAGUGUCUCCUUCCACCAAAUAUUUUUGCUGUCACUUGAAGCUUUCUUCUGACACAAACCUCACCUUACAGUUUGGUACAACCUUAGUUUCCUCCACAGCAAUUUCUAAGAAUUUCGCCUUAUCUUACCGGCAAAUAUCAAAACACAUAGUCUCAUACAUUCCUCUAUCUCUCCUGCUCUGCUUUCGAGCUUAGCUUGCGUCACCAUGGAACCAAACACCAUGACCAGCUUCGACGAUAAGCAUCGUCAUUCCUCCUUCUCGUCAAAGAUCUGUAGAAUCUGUAGCUAUGAGGUCAAAGACGGGGACAAUGGCAAUACAUUCGUGGCUUGCCACGUGUGUGCAUUCCCCGUUUGCAAACCUUGUUAUGAGUACGAGCGUCGCAACGGUGAAAAUUGUUGCCCUCAAUGCAACACUCCCUACAAACCCAACAAAGGAGAUGAAGAAGAAGAAAACAAUGGUCCGGUUGAUUCAGAUGGUGAAUUGGAUAUCAAGAAUCGCAAGGAUGCUUCCUCCAUUCACCAGAAUUUUGCCUAUGGAUCGGUAACUUACACUACAAGAAAACAGCGGUAUUCUGACGGACGUUCCGACGGAAAAUGAAUUCCUCGGAAUAUACCGAGGAAUUUCCGAGGAAAUUCCGAAGAAACACAAAAUUUGGUUUCCUCGGA